GAGGGGGCAGAGCUGAGCCGGGCCGGGCCGCGCCGCGCCAGGAGCUCCGCACCCCGCGCCGCACCGUCCCCGGCCCCGGCGGGAGCCGCCGCCGCCUCGGAAGAAAUUGAAGUGAAAAAGACGUGACUGAAAAAGAACAAUUUGAAGGAACGGAUUCAUUUCUUAACAAGAACAAGUUUGAAUUAAAUGGCUGAUAAACAGAUCAGUCUACCUGCCAAGCUGAUCAAUGGAGGGAUAGCUGGGCUGAUUGGGGUCACCUGUGUAUUUCCCAUUGACCUGGCAAAAACUCGCCUGCAGAACCAGCAGAAUGGCCAGCGGAUGUACACCAGCUUGUCUGACUGCCUCAUUAAAACAAUUCGGUCGGAAGGCUACUUUGGCAUGUACAGAGGGGCUGCAGUGAACCUGACUCUGGUGACCCCAGAAAAGGCUAUCAAACUGGCAGCCAAUGACUUCUUCCGGCAUCACCUCUCCAAAGACGGGAAAAAACUGACACUGAUGAAGGAGAUGCUGGCGGGCUGCGGCGCAGGUACCUGCCAGGUGAUUGUCACCACUCCCAUGGAGAUGCUCAAAAUCCAGCUGCAGGAUGCAGGACGUAUUGCGGCACAGAAGAAGCUGAUGGCAGCACAGGCCCAACUCUCCUCUUCCCCUGCGGCGGGGGCGGCCGAGCCGGUGGUGGAGACGCGCACCACAGCGACACAGAUAACGAGGGAGCUGCUGCGGAGCAAGGGCAUCGCGGGACUCUACAAGGGCCUGGGAGCCACACUGCUAAGGGAUGUCCCAUUCUCCAUUGUUUACUUCCCGCUGUUUGCAAACCUGAACAAGCUGGGCCAGAAAGACCCCAAUGUCAAGGCUCCAUUCUACGUGUCCUUCCUCUCUGGAUGUGUGGCUGGCAGUACGGCUGCAGUGGCUGUCAAUCCUUGUGAUGUGAUCAAAACGCGGCUGCAGUCCUUGCAGAGGGGAGUGAAUGAGGACACCUACUCGGGAAUCCUGGACUGCACCAAGAAGAUCUGGCAGAAGGAAGGGCCCACAGCCUUCUUCAAAGGGGCAUACUGCCGAGCCCUGGUCAUUGCUCCUCUCUUCGGCAUUGCACAAGUUGUCUACUUCAUUGGCAUCGCAGAGUUCCUGUUGGACAUGCUCCCCAAGCCCCGGGCCUAGCCCUGGCAUGCUGGUGUGCCCUCCCGCCCUCUGCAGCGCUGAAUUCAUCCCCGUGUUCACCAUCCAUGUCCAUUGAUGUCAGAGCAACAGCACAAAGGGUUCGCGCAGGGAUGCCGAAGGGAUGUGGUCCCCAGAUGAGCAAACAUGGGGAGGGAGAGAGUCCCUUCUCUGUCUUGGUCUGGAACCUGCUCCCUCCUGCUCCUUCCACGGACAAUAGUUAAUUAUUCAUAUCUCUUUUUUUUUUAAUUUCCCUUUCUUUUUUUUUAAUUGUCAUUCUUAAGGACACUGGUAAGCACAGACUGGGCUUUCAGACCCAGAAGUCUCCUCUCAGCCUUGGGGAGAAAGAGAGAGGGGAAAGAAAUAACUUGAACCCUCAUCCACCACAGAUUCCCUCUUUCUUCCUGGAGCUGCCAGCUAUCUGAGGAGGAGCUGGAGGGGCAGCUGUGUCCCCUCAGCACCUCCUUGGCUCUGCUGACCUUGGGUCCAGAGCGUGCACUGCACAAAGGGGGCUUAUCUUAUUGCUGCUGGAGGCACAGUGUGGGGGGUGCUGGAUCUGGCAAGUUCCUUGGCCUGGAAACCUUCACUCCUCCCUUCUCCCUUUUUAAAAACGAGUUGGACUUAAAUGAAUGCUGAUUGUUAAUAUUGAUUUUGUAAUUAUUUUUGUUUUAAAGCAAAAGGGAUAUCCCUCCUAACUAGGUGUCACAGGCACAUUCUGGUGAGGUGCAGAGAUAAGAUGUCUGCUCUGUAGGGAACAUGUCUGUGGGAUCACAUGAAUGUCUAAAGGUGCUUCCCUGCUUGGCUACAGGCAGGGAAGGGAGAGGAACUUGGGAUCAAGUUAUUUUCAUUUGGGGGUGUUUUCUGGGUGGGUUUUGGGGGGGGCGGGGUGUGUUUGGUUUUGGUUUUUUGGAGGGGGCUUUUAUUUGUUUGUUCUUGGUUUGUUUGUUUUUUUUUUUUAAUGUGGGGUUGUGGGGAGGGAAUACCAAACAAGAAACCACUUACAUUCCUUCAACCUGCCCACCCCCAGGGUGAUAAAGUGGUGGCUGCAGGUGUAGAGUAGCUGAUCUAAUUUUUUUCCAGCCUGACCCCAGGUGUGGGAAGGGAGGCACCUACUCCAUUUCUGUGGUGCCCAAACUCAGGGAGCCGCACUAGAAAUGCUGCUCCUGCGUGCUCACCUUGCAAGGUGAAAACACAAAGCCUGGUUGUGUUUUGAUGUUUAACUUGGGUGUGUUUGGAGUCAGCCAGUGUAGAGGAGGCGGGAAGGUUCCCGCACCCUGAUCCAGGAGCUGUUUGCAGGUGCAUUACCUGCAGGGUGAGUCCUCUGCAUCACAAAAAACUCGGGUGGUGAUCACUGUUGGGUGCCAGAGGCCAAAUCCACACCUACAACUCGCUCUGUCAAAGGGACACUGCCCCAGCUAAUAUCACUUGUCAGAGGACUUCCUCGUUCAGUACUCUUUUGGGCUAUGUAAUUAAUUCUAGUUUAAAUGACCUUAAGUGUGAGACCUUCCAACCCAGUGUGAUCUUCUCCGUUAUUUAUUCCAUUUGGUGCAAUCCACCCAACUUUGGUGUUGAAAUUAAACUGGUUGAAUUCACUUUUCAUUCCUUCUUUUUGCUUUGUUCUCCAGGCGCUUGCUUGGUGUUUGUGUUUCAAAUGUGUUUUAAAUUAAUUAAAAAAAAAUCCCUGUUUUUAAUGUUUAAAAGGAAACCACCUCUGUUUCAAUGUUCUUGGGUUAGGUUUUUGUAAAACCUGUAUGUUGAGGGCCUUCUUCUGUGAUGAAUCCUUUUUCUCUUCAAGAAAGUUGUUCUGUGGCUAAUUUGUUAUUUGUCACUAUGCAUAUAUGAAUAAUUUUCUUUAUUUUUCUUAAUGACUUCUCCAUGUAUCUGGGAAGGAAUCUGUGCAAAGAUGAUGAUAGUUGUCUGUUCUGUGUGUGGUGCUGUGAUGCUGCUCUUGCUCUGGAUUUUCCUUGGGUGGAAUUAAAAGAGAAAGAUUUAUUUUA
Pseudopipra pipra is the source of this 3149-nucleotide messenger RNA. It is a transcript of the gene SLC25A22, whose product is annotated as solute carrier family 25 member 22. Gene Ontology annotation, biological process: L-glutamate transmembrane transport; aspartate transmembrane transport; malate-aspartate shuttle. Bases 187 to 1155 code for a protein of 322 amino acids. The record is from RefSeq and is a predicted model, not a curated record. Gene Ontology annotation, molecular function: L-glutamate transmembrane transporter activity; L-aspartate transmembrane transporter activity. NCBI's taxonomy places the organism in Eukaryota, Metazoa, Chordata, Aves, Passeriformes, Pipridae. The transcript has 10 exons.